Messenger RNA from Teleopsis dalmanni, 1058 nucleotides. RefSeq lists its product as uncharacterized. The transcript has 2 exons. Bases 170 to 949 code for a protein of 259 amino acids. NCBI's taxonomy places the organism in Eukaryota, Metazoa, Arthropoda, Insecta, Diptera, Diopsidae. The record is from RefSeq and is a predicted model, not a curated record.
UUAAGAAAAUGUUUUACAUUUAAAACCCGUACAACAUAGAUGCAUUUAAAUGCAAAUGAUGUAAUAAAUCAAUAUGUAAACAUUACUCGUAAAAUGUUUUUGAUUUACUAGAUAUACUAUUAAAGGAGUUAUCGUCGUCUUAAUAUUUCUAAUUAAAGCAUUAGUCAAAAUGGAUGAGGAAAUACUGAACACGAUUCAUUCACGUUUUGGAAAAAAUGUAAAUAUAGUCGAUUGCGAAAAAAAAUUUGUUGAACAAGAAGAAGAGACUUUGCUUGUCAAUGGGGUACCUAUCAAGUUAGAUAAUUUAAGUGGAGAUAAAAAUGCAAUAAAAACUGCAUUACAAAAUGGUCAAAUACCUUCAAUAGAUGUUUUCAAUGAAAUGCUUUUACAAGCAGGCAUUCAGAAACAAGAAGUUCAACUUGAAACAUCAAUAUCUGUUAAAUCGAUUGUCACAACAAAAGAAGAAAUAUCUAUCUCUCGUAAAGGUAAAACACUGGAAAAUCAAAAAACUGAAACUCAAGAAAAUUAUUUAUAUGAAUCGAAACAAAAAGAAUCUCUUCAACCAUUCAUAAAGAAAAAUAACGGAAAAGAUUGCAAUAACCUUAAAACAAAAUUUGGUUCCAAUGCUACUUUUGCAAAGGAUUCCACAACUAAUAUUAAGCAAUCUGAGCAUUUAGUAACAAGCAACAAUCCAUUAAAGACUUCUUUUAGUAAUUCUGAUACAAAUGCUAGUUACAGUAAUAUAUCAGAAUAUUCAACUAUGUCUGCCAACUCAUCAACAGAUUUAGAAAAUCAUGAUUCCGCUAUAGGUGAUUUGCUAGAAACAUACAAUUUAAGCGAUCACAGCAAAAAGUCCACAACUAGUUGUGAUUCAGGACAUCAUGGAGAUGUAAACAAUAUUUCUGAUCUGGAGAUGGAUACAACAAAACUUAUCUCGAAGUUAAAAUAAUUCCAAAAUAGUAUUAAAAAUGAUUACACAUAAAAUCAAAAGCAAUACAUUGUAACAAUUAAAAUUAUUUUAAAAAUGAGCUUUUUCUCUUUAUUCAGAAAUAAAUUAU